CUCACAACGUAACGGUACGCCCGCAGAGGCAGUUGUGCCCCGUCCAACAUUCAAGCGGAGUCCGUGUGCAUGUGUGUGUGUGACUCCAACGGUGUCGUCUAGUUCCCGUUACACUAAUGGGAAAGUGAGAGUGGACUCUCUCUCUCUAUCGAAGCAAAUAAUGCCGUUUGAGGCCUAAUAAAAAUCAAUAAACAAUACAAAAGCAAAGCCGUAAACAAAUAAAAAGGAGAUUAACAACAACCAAAUGCAACAAAAAGUGAACAAAUUAAAGAGAUUUACCAAUUAGUAAGCGUAACAUCAUUCAAACAGCAGAGGAAAUCACAAAUCAAAGAAGAUAUAAGACGAGAAUUCUACAAUGUCCGAGCACGGCGACAACAAUGGUGGCGAUCCAUCACAGCAGGCGGGGUCCGGAGCGGAGGGCGAGGCCAUGGGCGAGAAUAAAAUGAAAUCGCGCCUGCGCAAGGGAGCCCUGAAGAAGAAGAAUGUCUUCAAUGUGAAGGAUCAUUGCUUCAUCGCGAGGUUCUUCAAGCAGCCCACCUUCUGCUCGCACUGCAAGGACUUUAUCUGCGGUUAUCAAUCGGGAUAUGCCUGGAUGGGAUUCGGGAAGCAAGGAUUUCAGUGCCAAGUUUGCUCCUACGUGGUGCACAAGCGAUGCCAUGAAUAUGUCACCUUCGUAUGCCCCGGCAAGGAUAAGGGCAUCGAUUCGGACUCACCAAAAACUCAACACAAUUUCGAACCAUUCACAUAUGCAGGACCCACGUUCUGUGACCAUUGUGGUUCGCUGUUGUACGGCAUCUACCACCAGGGUCUCAAAUGCUCAGCAUGUGACAUGAACGUGCAUGCACGCUGCAAGGAGAACGUGCCAAGCCUCUGCGGAUGCGAUCACACGGAGCGACGGGGACGCAUUAAUCUCGUGAUCAAUGUCAAGGAGAACCUCCUCACUGUCCAGAUCAUAGAGGGCCGGAAUCUCAUACCCAUGGAUCCCAACGGACUCAGCGACCCCUAUGUCAAGGUCAAGCUCAUACCGGACGACAAGGAUCAGAACAAGAAGAAGACACGCACCAUCAAGGCUUGCCUGAAUCCCGUCUGGAACGAGACCAUCACUUAUGACCUGAAGCCCGAGGACAAGGAUCGACGCAUCCUCAUCGAGGUAUGGGACUGGGAUCGCACCUCGCGGAAUGACUUUAUGGGCGCCCUGUCCUUUGGCAUCUCGGAGAUCAUCAAGAACCCCACCAACGGAUGGUUCAAGCUGCUCACCCAGGACGAGGGCGAGUACUACAAUGUGCCCUGUGCCGAUGACGAGCAGGAUCUGCUCAAGCUCAAGCAGAAGCCAUCGCAGAAGAAGCCCCUGGUGAUGCGCAGCGAUACGAACACGCAUUCGUCCAUUUCCAAGAAGGACAUGAUCCGUGCCACGGACUUUAACUUCAUCAAGGUUCUGGGCAAAGGAUCCUUUGGCAAGGUUCUGCUGGCUGAGCGCAAGGGCAGCGAGGAGCUGUAUGCCAUCAAGAUACUCAAGAAGGAUGUGAUCAUACAAGACGACGAUGUCGAGUGCACCAUGAUCGAGAAGCGCGUCCUGGCCCUGGGUGAGAAGCCACCCUUUCUGGUCCAAUUGCAUUCCUGCUUUCAGACACUGGACCGUCUGUUCUUUGUCAUGGAGUAUGUGAAUGGCGGCGAUCUAAUGUUCCAGAUCCAACAAUUUGGCAAAUUCAAGGAGCCAGUCGCAGUAUUCUAUGCAGCGGAAAUAGCCGCUGGACUUUUUUUCCUUCACACCAAGGGCAUCCUGUAUCGCGAUCUGAAACUGGACAAUGUCCUACUCGAUGCGGAUGGACAUGUGAAGAUUGCCGACUUUGGAAUGUGCAAGGAGAACAUUAUGGCCGAAAAGACGACUAAGACUUUUUGCGGUACCCCGGACUACAUAGCACCCGAGAUAAUCCUGUAUCAGCCGUAUGGCAAAUCUGUGGACUGGUGGGCCUAUGGAGUGCUGCUCUACGAGAUGCUGGUGGGUCAGCCGCCCUUCGAUGGCGAGGAUGAAGAGGAGCUCUUUGCGGCCAUCACCGAUCACAAUGUGUCCUAUCCGAAGAGUCUCAGCAAGGAGGCAAAAGAGGCCUGCAAGGGUUUUCUUACCAAACUACCGAACAAACGCUUGGGCUGUGGUCCCACUGGCGAGGAAGAUGUCCGUCUGCAUGCCUUUUUCCGGCGCAUCGAUUGGGAGAAGAUUGAGAACCGUGAGGUGCAGCCACCGUUUAAGCCAAAGAUUAAACACCGCAAGGAUGUGUCCAACUUUGACAAGCAGUUCACAUCAGAGAAAACAGACUUGACGCCCACGGAUAAGGUAUUCAUGAUGAAUCUGGAUCAGUCGGAAUUUGUUGGCUUCUCCUACGUGAAUCCCGAAUACGUAAUUCUCCCAUAAAUAACUCUGAUCUGAUCAGUAAUAAUCCCAAAUCCCCGAUCUGCGCGUUGUGCCGCCCUUAAAUCUCUUUUUGAUAUUCGAUAUUAACAGCAUUGGCAAAUGCAAAAAGACACUUUGUUAUAUUUAUAUGUACAUCAUUUAUACGAGUUCAUAGAGAGCGAUUAUCCUUUGUUAAGUUUUCCAUUUCUUUUUGUUAUUCUGUUAUUUAUAUGUAUGUAUAUUUAAUCAAUUGUUAAGUUUCAACUGUCUGACAGACCUUCAGUUGUGCAAUAAUCGAAUACUGUUCAACAUCUCAAGCCUCCCUCAUCUGGAAGCCAAACGAAAGCAAUAUAAACCAUAGCCAUAGCGAAUGUACCCGCCUCUCCCCCAUUUCACUUUCUGUGUAGCAUUGUAAUGAUCCGAUCUAUCGAUUCUGUUCCCAUUUUCAAACCACUUUUCGAAGCUUUAAAUGUUUAAAUAUUCCAGAUAUUCCAAUUGAAAGUUCAUUUUUUUCGAAGCAAACAUCUAAGUGUUGUUUUAGGCAAACAUCUGAGUGUUUUGUAGCAAAUUAAUCGAUUCUUAAUAUAUAAAUACAAUUGGAAAUCAUAUGCAUACAUACAUAUGAAUGAAAGAUCAGAGAAACUAGCAGAUUGGAGCUUGAAGUUUGGAGCUUGGGUCAGGUUCAAACGUCAUUCGAUUGUUGUGUUUGCCCCAGCAUUACGAUCAAAUCGAAGUCGCGUUUAACUGGGUUCGCCAACAAAAAAACAAAAACAGAAAAAAACAAAAGAAGGAUAAAUUACAUUAGAGAAAAUAUUUAAAGAAAAAACAAAGCAAGCAACACAGCAAUUUCCAAUUCGGUUAAUCAAUGUAUUCAAUGUUUAAGCAGAGAAAUAUCAUAGAAAGUGUAAUUUUUGAAAUUCCAUUAAAAUAUAUAUAAAUGUGCGUGUAAAUUCAAUUAAAUUUAAAUUUGAUUUAACAAAGAACAAACAAAACAAAAAAAAAGAAAACAUUAUUAAGGUAUAUAUAGCGCGCCUAUAUAUACAGCUGGCAUAGAGUCUCAAUGUACCAUAAUUAACAAAUUGCAUAGCAAUAAGUUAAGCUUAGAAGAUACUUAAAACUGUAAUACUAUAAAACUGUAAAACUAUAAAAAAAAAACUGUAAAACUAUAGAACUGUAAAUCUGUACUACUGUAAAACUCUUAAUUCCCCCCCCUCCCCACCCCAAACAACGGAGGACGACUACGUUAGGACUCCACCCCGUUGGAGAUUGUUUUCAAGUUUAGUUAGUACCAACUAAACGUGAAACUAGCUGCUAACUAUGGAUUAAAGACAAUCUACUUUAAGCAUCUGACAUACAUAGUACUCGUAUGUGACAUACACUCCACCCCCCCGCCCCCUCCCCAUAUUGUAGUAUCGCUAUCAUUAAGGUACUCGUACAUAUAUGUAUUUCCAUGACUAGCGACAGCUGAGCUAAGCUUUUGUGCCUCUCGUAGCUAGCUCCGUAUCUUUCUCUCAUAGCAGAAUUCUGGCCACAAGAGGCUACAACUAUUUAUAGACAAAUUAUUUAACGCAAACCGUGUAAGAGAUGAAAAAUGUUUGCCAACUAAGGGAGAAUUUGUAGCCAAGCUAACAAGCGUAGGGCACAAUAAAUUUUGGCAACAAAAAAAUCCAACAGAAUGGAAAGUAAAAAAAAUUAACAGAAUUAUUGUACACGAUAAUUCACGUUGGUUGGAGCUUAAAAGUAUUUUGAAUCACACACACACACACAAUACAUUUCGAUAAAUACAAACAUAAAGAUAUAAAUUGUAUAAUUGUAUAACUCCGAACUUGAAGCAUUUAAACGUUUUCUUUAACUCUCCCAAAUUUGAAAUCAAAAUGUAAGCUAAGUAAGUGAACCAAAAUGAUCAAAAUUACAUACAUACUGUACUCGUACUCGAUCCCCGCCACUGAGGGAGACUAUGAUUUAUCCACAGAAUGAGUACUGCUUAAAGUUAAAACCAGAAUUUAUCGUACUCCGAAUGUGAAGAUGAAAUUUGCUCGUAUUUUUAACAAAUAUAUUUAAUAUAUAAACAUAACUAACAUACACAUAAUCGAUGUACAAUUUAGAUGUAUACAUAUGAUGUGUGUCUGAUUUAAUUUAAUGAAUUUUAUGACAUAUUAAAAAUGAAAAUGAAACAACAUUUCCAAGUCUGUUCAAAUAAUGAGAAUUACUCAACUUGAAUAGAAAAAAAAAAAAGGAAAACUUCUCGUAAUUUUAAUUAUCGAUCUACAUAAAUAUAUGUAUGUGCAUAUGUAUACAUAUUAUGAGUGCAUAUUGGUACAACUUACAUAACUGCAUUCAGUUUUAUUUAUAGCCAAAAUUUUUACAUAGCAUAUUUAUAUGCGCACUUCUGAUGAUUUUCAAGGACAUUUUUUAAACCAAAGUCUCAUACAUAUAUGUAUUUUUAUUGCAUAUUAAAUUAGUACAAAAAAAAAAAAAACAAAAACAAACAAAAAGAUAUCUAAAUGCAUUAUAUAUACGAAAUAUCGAUGUGAAAUUAUCCAACAACAACAAAAUAAGAUACGAUAGCCACCAUUUGAUAUUUUAGAGAGUAGACGAAAAACUUCCAAAUGAAAAACUCUCGAAGAACUAUAUCUAGAACCAAAGCAAAACUAUUUUUACAUCUACAGAAUGCCCACUACCCCCCCUCUCACUGAAUACUCUGAGCAGUCAGUCAGUCACUAACUAAGUAUGUAUGUAUGUACAUAUGUAUAUGCUGCGCUAUAUACAUUUACUUAAGCAUAUAUGUAUGUAUGUGUCAUGUAGCAUGCCUAAAGGACACUCUCGAAUGUAAUCUGUAAUUUAUUGAGCCAAGCCAAACCGACAAAAUAAACACAAAUAAUUCAAACAAUCGGAUUUGGGCAUACCACACACUCACACACAAAUGUGCAUACUCGUAAUACCCGAAAGUAAAUAAAAAUCUUACUAAAUACUAAAACCAAAC
This is a messenger RNA of Drosophila obscura, 5372 nucleotides long. It is a transcript of the gene Pkc53E, whose product is annotated as protein kinase C, brain isozyme. The record is from RefSeq and is a predicted model, not a curated record. Gene Ontology annotation, molecular function: zinc ion binding; ATP binding; diacylglycerol-dependent serine/threonine kinase activity. The transcript is spliced from 15 exons. Gene Ontology annotation, biological process: protein phosphorylation. Bases 356 to 2410 code for a protein of 684 amino acids. NCBI's taxonomy places the organism in Eukaryota, Metazoa, Arthropoda, Insecta, Diptera, Drosophilidae.